UCGGGCCCGUUUGUUCAGACAGAACGCUGCUCUCUGCCAUCGCCAGCUCCCUGCACACCAGCCCCGUGCCCAUCACCGGGCAGCUGACCGCUGCUGUGGAGAAGAACCCCGGCGUGUGGCUGAACACGGCGCAGCCGCUCUGCAAAGCCUUCGUAGUGACGGAUGACGACAUCAGGAAACAGGAAGACUUGGUGCAGAGUGUGAGGAGACGGCUGGAGGAAGCCCUGAUGGCCGACUCUCUGGCUAAUGUGGAGUACGCUGCUCCUGACGCGUCAGAGGACAAAGAUGAGGAGAAGACUGAGCAGGUGGACAAGGAGAAUUUAUAGUCCAGGUUUUGACAUGAUGUGUACUGAUAAAGUUUUUCACCUUUUUUUUUUUCCACGCGGAGGAUUUCAUACACACCUAAGGAAUUGGUCUUAAAACAAAGACGUUCUACAGAUUUCCAUAACCUCAACAGUUUUUGUUUGUUUUUGUUAAAGUGGUUGUGUAAUCCUGAAAGGGUGCUUCAAGUUUCUGUUUACCUCUACUAAUGCAUGGCAGCUGUGGAUGGUGCUUAGUACAAGGCAGUGUUACUUUAAGUAAAUGACUGUUUCAAUUCAAUGCUGAAGGUGCAAACCAUAUGUAUGUGAAGGUCUUUGUGUAUUAUAAUGUUCCAGUUGGUUCUGAGAAGUGUGUAUAUUUUUUAAAUUGUUAUCCCAGAACGUGUUUCUGUAUCUUCUGCCGACACUGUAAGUGGUGUUUGAAACACAGAGAAAAUCUGCAGUAUUUUUAUAUAUGUGCACGGCACUCUUGUGAUGGUGAAAAAGGUUUUUCAGUUGGAUCCGUACAGUGUGGUUGUGUUUUUUUUGUUUGUUUUUUCUAUCUCUCAUGAUAAGCUGUUGUUUUUGUUUUCAUGUUAAGAGUGUUCUGUUUCUUGAAGUUUAAAUUGUUUCAGAAAAAAAGUGUGCAUCCAACUAUGUACCACUGUCACUGAAAAAUAAAUGGAGCUUCUUAAAGUUUUA
Messenger RNA from Oryzias melastigma (Indian medaka), 1001 nucleotides. It is a transcript of the gene mbd3a, whose product is annotated as methyl-CpG binding domain protein 3a. The record is from RefSeq and is a predicted model, not a curated record. Lineage: Eukaryota; Metazoa; Chordata; Actinopteri; Beloniformes; Adrianichthyidae.